GAAAUGCUGAGACCUGGGGCCCGCAGGGAUAGGAAGUGACGUAGCGAUGGUGGAGGGGCGCGAGGUUUCAAGAUGGCGGUUGCUGGAUAGCUGACCGGGAGCCGAGGUGCAGGCCCUUAGGAAGUGAAACAGGCCGAGAAUCGUCCCCUCCCGGCUUCUCGCAGUCCCAGAGCCCAGCAGAAGUGUUUGGACAUUCUUGUGUUGAUAACUGGAUUUUCUUUUUUAAAUGAACAAGUGAACCAUACAGAUUGUCAACAUGGGACGAAGAUCUACAUCAUCCACCAAGAGUGGAAAAUUUAUGAACCCCACAGACCAAGCUCGAAAGGAAGCCCGGAAGAGAGAAUUAAAGAAGAACAAAAAACAGCGCAUGAUGGUACGAGCUGCGGUUUUAAAGAUGAAAGAUCCCAAACAGAUUAUCCGGGACAUGGAGAAAUUGGAUGAAAUGGAGUUUAACCCAGUGCAACAGCCACAGUUAAAUGAGAAGGUGCUGAAAGACAAGCGUAAGAAGCUGCGUGAAACCUUUGAGCGUAUUCUACGACUCUAUGAAAAAGAGAAUCCAGAUAUUUACAAAGAACUUAGAAAGCUAGAAGUAGAAUAUGAACAGAAGAGGGCUCAACUUAGCCAAUAUUUUGAUGCUGUGAAGAAUGCUCAACAUGUGGAAGUGGAUAGUAUUCCUUUGCCAGAUAUGCCGCAUGCUCCUUCCAACAUCUUGAUCCAGGACAUUCCACUUCCUGGUGCCCAGCCACCCUCCAUCCUUAAGAAGACCUCAGCCUAUGGACCUCCAACUAGGGCAGUUUCUAUUCUUCCUCUUCUUGGACAUGGUGUUCCACGUUUGCCUCCUGGCAGAAAACCUCCGGGUCCACCCCCUGGUCCACCUCCUCCUCAAGUCUUGCAAAUGUAUGGCCGUAAAGUAGGCUUUGCCCUAGAUCUUCCCCCUCGUCGGCGAGAUGAAGAUAUGUUGUAUAGUCCUGAACUUGCUCAGCGGGGUCAUGAUGAUGAUGUUUCCAGCACCAGUGAAGAUGAUGGCUAUCCUGAGGACAUGGAUCAAGAUAAGCAUGAUGACAGUACUGAUGACAGCGACACUGACAGAUCAGAUGGAGAAAGUGAAGGGGAUGAGUUUGUGCACCGUGAUGAUAAUGAAAGAAACAACAAUGAAGAAAAAAAAUCAGGUUUGAGUGUACGAUUUGCAGAUAUGCCUGGGAAAUCAAGAAAGAAAAAGAAGAACAUUAAGGAGCUGACUCCUCUUCAAGCCAUGAUGCUUCGAAUGGCAGGUCAGGAAAUCCCUGAGGAGGGACGAGAAGUAGAGGAAUUUUCAGAGGACGAUGAUGAAGGUGAUUCUGAUGAUUCUGAGGCAGAAAAGCAAUCACAAAAGCAGCAUAAAGAGGAAUCUCUUUCUGAUGGCACAUCUGCUGCUUCACAGCAACAAGCUCCCCCACAGUCUGUUCCCCCUUCUCAGAUACAAGCACCUCCCAUGCCAGGACCACCUCCCCUUGGGCCACCUCCUGCUCCACCUUUACGGCCACCUGGACCACCUACAGGCCUUCCUCCUGGACCACCUCCAGGAGCUCCUCCAUUCCUGAGACCACCUGGAAUGCCAGGACUCCGAGGGCCUUUACCCCGACUUUUACCUCCAGGACCACCACCAGGCCGACCCCCUGGCCCUCCCCCAGGUCCACCUCCAGGUCUGCCUCCUGGCCCUCCUCCUCGGGGACCCCCACCAAGGCUACCUCCCCCUGCACCUCCAGGUAUCCCUCCACCUCGCCCUGGCAUGAUGCGCCCACCUUUGGUGCCUCCACUCGGACCUGCCCCACCUGGGCUUUUCCCGCCGGCUCCCUUGCCGAACCCAGGAGUUUUAAGUGCUCCACCCAACUUGAUUCAGCGGCCCAAGGCGGAUGACACGAGCGCAGCCACCAUUGAGAAGAAAGCCACAGCGACCAUCAGUGCCAAGCCACAGAUCACUAAUCCCAAGGCCGAGAUUACGCGAUUCGUGCCCACUGCACUGAGGGUCCGUCGGGAGAAUAAAGGGGCUACUGCCGCUCCACAAAGAAAGUCAGAGGAUGAUUCUGCUGUGCCUCUUGCCAAAGCAGCCCCCAAAUCUGGUCCAUCUGUUCCUGUCUCAGUACAAACUAAGGAUGAUGUGUAUGAAGCUUUUAUGAAAGAGAUGGAAGGGCUGCUGUGACAACUUCUGAUGCCCGACCACGCUCUGUUCACAUCAUUGGUUCAUGGAAAAAGAGGCUCUUGGGAAACUUAGGCAAAAGAGCUACUUUCACUGUCAGGGUAUUUUCUCAUUUGAUUUGAAGGAAUAUCUUAAAGUUUAGCCUUGUUUGGAAUCCACUGCAUAUAAGAGAAGGCCAUGCACUCAGAAUAGGUUGGUUAUUGGAGCAGUUCUGCUAACAUCCAUUCCCUUUCAUACCACCAUUUCAUCCCGUUUCUUGCCCUCUCCACUUUGGAACUUGUGAUCAGGGGGUAUUUGUUAAAUUUAUUUGUUUUUGAUUCUCUUGUGUGCUGUGGGCACUGGAGUAGAGAUUUUUUUUUGUUGGGGGGGAACAGUUUAUUUCACCCCAUCUUGCUUUUUGUGUUUAUUUUUAAUAUUUUCUUGUAAAUAUUUUGUAAAAUUGUAGUGAAAUGGAUCACAACGUCAUUUCCUAAUACAAAGCGAGAUGUGUGGGAAGAAAAUGUACAAUUCUUUAAUUAAAAUAUUUCCCACUGACCUAAACUUUGAGUGUUUCAUGAAAUAAAUAAAUGUUCUACCCCAAGAUCUUCUGAGUUCCUGACAAUCUAUAAACAUAUUAUCUUUUUUAUGGUCAGAAAAGCAGUAUUUAAAACUUGAGUUUAAAGGCACUACCAUUUAUGGUACAGAAUGAGAAUCUUAUUGAAAAUGUGGUUAAACUAAGUUUUAAAUUUAAGGGAUAAAGAAGAGAAUUCUUUUCCUUCAGAAUUACCAUAUUGACUUCAGGAAAAUCGAGGUGUUAUUUAUUGCUAAGAACAUACUCAGUCAUAUCCUUAAAGAUGACUCACUUCCCCUAAAGCUUUGUGAACUGAUACUGAUUGUAUAGCAAAACUUUUAAAACAUUUCAAAACUAUUAGAGAAUCAGAAAAGGUUCCUUUUUGGAAUGUUUUAUAUGCUUUUUUCUUUUUUAA
Molecule: messenger RNA, 3141 nt
Organism: Molossus molossus (Pallas's mastiff bat)
Lineage: Eukaryota; Metazoa; Chordata; Mammalia; Chiroptera; Molossidae
Gene: WBP11
Product: WW domain binding protein 11
Exons: 12
Coding region: 257-2179 (640 amino acids)
Biological process (GO): mRNA cis splicing, via spliceosome
Cellular component (GO): spliceosomal complex
Source: RefSeq, a predicted model, not a curated record